This is a messenger RNA of Branchiostoma floridae (Florida lancelet), 2084 nucleotides long. Its product is annotated as transcription termination factor 3, mitochondrial-like. The transcript has 6 exons. Gene Ontology annotation, molecular function: double-stranded DNA binding. Gene Ontology annotation, biological process: regulation of DNA-templated transcription; mitochondrial ribosome assembly. Gene Ontology annotation, cellular component: mitochondrion. Lineage: Eukaryota; Metazoa; Chordata; Leptocardii; Amphioxiformes; Branchiostomatidae. The record is from RefSeq and is a predicted model, not a curated record. Bases 227 to 1780 code for a protein of 517 amino acids.
CUCAUUCUAAAUGGAACAGCCCAGUACUAAAGCUCCGCGGAGUGCAUGAAGGUUGGGGUGCUCGCACAUGUGUUGUCGUCGUAUCGUGAAUUUAGCGAAGUUUGAUACAACAUCUCAGUAAACAAAGAAAAUAUGAUUCGUCUGUAACGCUACCAGAAGCCAGGGAUGCCUGACUGACCCCUCACAGUGAGCACGACGUUUGUCAGGUGCUGCCUGGUUGGACAGAAUGAAGGCCAUAGUGAGAACUGGAGCGUCAGCUGCAUUGAUACGAUCUGCAACAAAUCACUUUCUCCCUACAGUAUCUGCCCUUGCUAUCCCCAGGUGUUUAGUCACCUGUGCGCAAAACUCAAACCAUGCCAGCAACAACAGUACACCUGUGUUAAGGGCAUGGGUCUCAAAGCAAACUGGGUGUUGGGGAUAUUUUCCAAGGAGUAGUACUGUAAGACUUUCUGCAAUCACUUCUGAAAGAAGUAUGCCAGCAUUCUAUUGUACUGCAGAGUGUGAAGCCAAGAAUUUGACAGGUCCGAAUGAUACAAGCCUGGGAACAAACAGGUAUGACGAGCAGCACCAGGACUCCACAUGGACGACAGACGAUGGUGAAGGUGAUGAGUCAAUAGUUAAAUGUGGGCAGGCCAGCACAGGAGCAUCAGGAUGGCAGGAUAGAGACUGUAGCAGUGAUGACACUGGUGAUGAACCUGACUGGAACACAAACAUGACCCAGCAGUCUUUCCCUGGCACCUCAGAUAGACUGUGUGGAGCUGAGGGGACCACUUACAGCUCAUUGCCCUCUAGAAAUAACCCCAGCUCCUCUGUUACCCCUGCACUUGAUUUUGUCAAAUUUCCUGCAGCACAGACAGAUACUGUUGGUGACCUUGAACCAGCUGACCUUGAAACGUUAGACGUGCCUUCAGCAGACAGGCACCAGCCAUACACAGGACCUGUCCGCCAUGCAUAUGUUGAUUUGAGGAAUCUUGUCGACCAUUCGGAGACACUACAGAAGCUGGUGCACCUUGGUGUAGACCUACACAAGGUGAGUAGGAAGAGACAUGCAGCAAAUCUGAUAGCAAAGCUGGACUUUGAAAGUCAGGUGAAAGAGAAGUUGAUGUUUCUUCUGGAUGUUGGAGUGAUGAGAGAGAACUUGGGAAACAUUAUUUCUGUCAAUCCCUUCCUACUGGCAGUUGAUCUGGAGCGGCUGGAGAGGAGAGUCCAGUAUCUGUUGUCCAAGAAAUUCAAGGAAGAGGAGAUAGCUGUAUUGGUGAGCCGUGCACCUUACCUGCUGCAGCUGAGUGUGCAGCGGCUGGACAACAAGCUGGGCUGGCUGCAGAGGAACCUGCAAACAACUGCUACUCAGACUCGACAUAUCGUAGUGCACUAUCCACGGGUCCUGACGGUAAGCCUUGCCAGGAUCAAAGCAAACCUGCAGGCUGUACAACACCAGCUGGGCUUCUCUCCACAACAGCUGAGAAGUCUGGCCAUGGGAGCGCCGCGGAUGUUGUCCAGAGACAAGUAUAAAAUCAUCACUGUGUUUGACUACGUACACAAUGAGAUGGGAAUACCCCACCACACCAUCGUCUGCAGCCCUCAGGUGUUUAACAGCCGCAGGCGUCAGCUGUCGGAGCGGCACCAGUUCCUACAGAAGCUGGGCCGCGCCCAGUACGACCCCGCCCUGCCUGGCUACAUCCCCCUGGACAAACUCUACAAGCUGCCAGACACUGUCUUCUGCACACAGCUGGCUAAAGUCACCAUACAGGAGUAUCAGGACUUCCUGAAAACCUUGUGAAGACCACAGGGUUGAUGUGAGCAGCUGAGAUAGAAACGUUCCACUUUCUUGUGUUAUUGGAUCACUGUUGAAAAGAAACUGGCAAUUUGGCCAAAUUUGUUGUAGUACGAUAUUCUUAUUGCAAUCAAAAUGCUACUGAUUGGACCAGACAGAUGACUUUAUUUCAAACUGAUCGAGUCUUCUGACCCAUGACAGGACAAACAUCAGCGAUGGUCUUUGAUUAUUGUGCAAAAGUGAGACUAACUGACAUUUCUGAGCAAGUUUGAUUAGCAAGAAAAAUAAAGUUCCCAUAGCCGGAAUUUAA